Messenger RNA from Malus domestica (apple), 1094 nucleotides. NCBI's taxonomy places the organism in Eukaryota, Viridiplantae, Streptophyta, Magnoliopsida, Rosales, Rosaceae. The record is from RefSeq and is a predicted model, not a curated record.
GUGUCUUUUUCUCCACCAGAAGCAUAACAAGCUCAACCUGAACCAAACAAAAUAAUAAUGACCCGACGUUGAAGGACAAAUUGGUGUGGCCUUUCGUGAAAAAAGAGAAUUUAUUCGGUCAAGUCUGAAUAUCAUUGGGCUUAACCAGGACUCGGCAACAAAGAAAUGGUCACCCUCAUAGGUCUGCCUUCAUCCCAAAACAUUUAUGGAAGUGUGUAUGGAAGCUUAAGGUACCGCAAAAAAUAAGAUGCUUUAUGUGGAAGACCUUACAGGAGGCAGUGGCAAAUAAGGCUAAUUUGUUUAAGCGCCGAUCUUCUCCUUCACCAAUCUGCCCUUUUUGCAACUCGAAGGAAGAAUCAAUGAUACAUCUUUUUCUUCAAUGCCCGUGGGUGGAGAAGGUGUGGCACGGGAGAAUGUUGACAAGAGGCUUACGCAGGGGGGAGGUUACAUCUUGGGCGAAUUGGUUGGGUGUUAUUCCUGAUUCGGUAAAUGGACAGACUAGUGCAAGGAGCAGCUUGCUUUCAUAUGUUGCUAUCACUUGUUGGCACAUAUGGAAGGCAAGAUGCAACUUCCUCUUCAAUCAACAAUCCAUCUUUCCACGGCAGAUUAUUGCAGCUAUCACCCAUUCGGUGGUUGCUUUUAAGGAAACUAAUCAGACCCUGUCCAUUAGCUUGUCGAUCUUUGUCCCAGAUUUGGCUACGAUGGGCAGUUGGGAAGCUUUCCCAAUUCUAGCGCGGAGCAAAGGAAUGGGGGAGGCUUUUAAUGACUGCCGCUGGUGUUCAGUUUCAAGAUCGGUCAAUAUGGCUGCAGAUCUUUUGGCGUCGCGGCAAAGUAGGGAGGUAUGUGAUAAUGUUUGUGAUAAUGUUUGGGUUUAUAGACCCUCAUGCUCCCUUGUGUAUGUUUUGUGUAAUGAUGGUCUUCAUUGUCCCCCUUAAUCUCUUCUUGGUAGUACAAGGAGUGACACUUUUAGCAUUAGAUGCAGUGUCGUUUGUACCUCCUUGUACUACUUCUCUCUAGUUGCUGUUAUUUGCUUUUGCCUCGGGGUAGGCUUCUUUGUAUCUUUGGCAUUUUUGCCUGAAUAAUAUAUUAUCUCG